CGCUGGCACGGACGUGCUCGAUGCAUCGAAUAGGGCCGCGCCAGCGGCAAGCUGGUGGUGCCGCGCCGCUGGCACGGACGGACGCACCGCUGCGAAUGCUCUUAUAACACAUAAAAACAACAAAAUAAAAAAAAAUAAAACAAAAACCGACUAAUUAUCAGCCAGCGACAACAACCUACAAUAAUAUCAGACUUACCUAUCUUCUUUAGCAAAGACAUCGAUCUCGCCUAACAUCACAUAUGCUAAUUAGUCAAUAAUAUCAAGAAACGGAAAAUUCACGAAGAUAAACAUUAACUAAACCAAAAACCUAACCCUAACAAAUCAACUAUUGAAGGCUUAAUAUCAGAAUUAAGUUUAAAAAAAGUCUCAUGAAAGUUAGUGGAGGUAAGAAAACACUAGUAAUAGGAAAAGAAAAAAACAAAAACGGAUAAAAGCAGAAAAAACUAACUGGUUUAAUUGUCAACUAGUAGUCUAGCUUUCCAACAUUUAUUUGUCUUCAAGUUUUUAUUUAUAUAUAUUCUACUACUACUAUAAUUUAUUCUUUGCUAAAGAACAUCUCGUCACCCACCCCACCCCACACCGCCGUUGCUGAUAAUUCCGGCCGCCAAAUUCCGGCUUCUUUUCUCACCAUCAAACAUGCUCACACCUCACACCUCCAACUUCGAUCCAAAUUAACAAAAAAAUACUCUUUAUUUUUCUAAAUAUAGAUCAAUCAUCUCUUGUUUUUGGUCACAUAAUUUUAUUAAUUCAAUCUUCAUAACUCUUCUAGCUAGGGUUUCAUUUUCCACCCUUACUCUCUCAAAUUCCCAAUAACAAAAAAGGGUUUUUCAACCUUUUUCAAUAUCCGAAUUCAUCAAAAGAUAUGGAAGAAUACAAUCAUCACCUCACCGAGACCUCCAAUUCAAGAGGCGCCGCCUUCCUCUACGGCGGCGGCGGCGGCGGCCCGGUUCUCCCGCCCUUCUAUGCACGGCCAAGCAGCGGCUCCAACGGCGGCGGUGGAGGCUUCCAUAUCCACUCUUGCUAUGACUCCCCGGCCGUGAAGACCGAGGCCGGAACCUCGCACCCUAGAUUCCACUAUCCGGCCACUUUCAAUAGUCUCGAUCUGAUCGAAACCGACACCAUCAAAGCCAAAAUAACUGCACAUCCCCAAUACUCCAAUCUAUUGAAAGCUUACAUGGAUUGUCAAAAGGUUGGGGCGCCGGCCGAGGUUGUGGCGCGGCUGGCGGCCGUGCGGGAGGAGUUUGAGGCGCGUCAGCGGGCGGCGGUGGCGAGCCGAGACGAGUACUCGAAGGAUCCGGAACUCGACCAAUUUAUGGAAGCUUACUAUGAUAUGUUGGUGAAAUAUCGAGAAGAGCUAAAUCGUCCCUUGCAAGAAGCCAUGGAUUUUAUGCGUCGCAUCGAAUCGCAGCUCAACGUCCUCACCAACGCCCCCGUCCGUAUCUUCAACUCCGAGGACAAGAGUGAGGGCAUCGGUUCGUCAGAGGAGGAGCAAGAGAACAGCGCUGGAGAGACAGGGCUGCCGGAGAUCGAUCCACGAGCAGAAGACCGAGAGCUGAAAACCCACCUCCUGAAAAAGUACAGUGGAUACUUGAGUAGUCUCAAGCAAGAACUCUCCAAGAAGAAGAAGAAAGGGAAACUGCCUAAAGAGGCUCGCCAAAAACUUCUUAGCUGGUGGGAGCUUCAUUACAAGUGGCCAUAUCCAUCGGAAUCAGAGAAGGUGGCAUUGGCAGAAUCAACUGGUUUGGACCAAAAACAGAUAAAUAAUUGGUUCAUAAACCAAAGAAAAAGGCAUUGGAAGCCCUCAGAAGAUAUGCAAUUUAUGGUGAUGGAUGGACUUCAUCCACAAAAUGGAGCCCUCUAUAUGGACGGCCACUAUAUGCCCAACGGUCCCUAUAGGCUCGGGCCGUGAGGCUAGACGCGCCUCGCCCUAUGUAUACGAAGUCGUUUUGGGUGAAGUGGAGUUGUAAUAGUUUGAUAUAUAGCUCAAGCUUAUAUAUAGUUGUAAGCUAUUGAUUGUGAGCAAUAACAUUAUGCAAAAGAUUAAGUUAAUUUUCUUUUGGUAUUGGAAAAAUAUAAAUUACUAUCAAUGUA
Molecule: messenger RNA, 2091 nt
Organism: Salvia splendens (bonfire salvia)
Lineage: Eukaryota; Viridiplantae; Streptophyta; Magnoliopsida; Lamiales; Lamiaceae
Product: homeotic protein knotted-1
Exons: 5
Coding region: 863-1909 (348 amino acids)
Biological process (GO): regulation of DNA-templated transcription
Cellular component (GO): nucleus
Molecular function (GO): DNA-binding transcription factor activity, RNA polymerase II-specific; DNA binding
Source: RefSeq, a predicted model, not a curated record